This is a messenger RNA of Spodoptera litura, 2276 nucleotides long. It is a transcript of the gene DnaJ-16, whose product is annotated as dnaJ homolog member 16. NCBI's taxonomy places the organism in Eukaryota, Metazoa, Arthropoda, Insecta, Lepidoptera, Noctuidae. Gene Ontology annotation, cellular component: cytoplasm. Gene Ontology annotation, molecular function: zinc ion binding; nucleic acid binding. The record is from RefSeq and is a predicted model, not a curated record.
UAAAUAUCGCAGCGCUGAGCGCAAUAGUUGUGGUUAUAUUGUAGGUAGCUAUAUAUAUAUUGCCUGGCAUGGACGUCGUGUCUGCUGAAAUGUUCAAAAUAGAUCGAUAAUAUUUUUUUGCAAAAACGUUGUGAAUAUAUGAGUGUAGUUCCUCAUUUAAUUCGCUAGUCAACUGAAAACCUUAUUUGUUAAUUUCGAUUUCAUUCCGUUGACAUUAAGGAUUUUUGUGAUUCGUGUUAGACUCGAGGCUGUGAAAAAAUAUUGUGAAAGUGACCGUAAUAUGACCAGAAGAUGAAGUGCCACUACGAAGUAUUGUGUGUACCAAAGGAAGCAUCUGCGUCCGAAAUCAAGAAAGCCUAUCGGCGGCUUGCGCUGCAAUGGCACCCUGACAAGAAUUUAGAAAAUUUGGUUGAAGCAAAAGAGCAAUUUCAGCUCGUGCAGAAUGCAUAUGAAGUGCUUUCUGACCCUCAAGAGAGAGCCUGGUAUGACAAUCACAGAGAGCAGCUAUUGCGCGGAGCUGGCAGUUCUUACAAUGACGACAGUCUUGAUGUCUACCCUUACUUCAGUCCGUCCUGUUAUAAAGGUUUUGGAGAUGAUGCUCAAGGGUUCUAUGGAGUAUACAAUGAGGUAUUUUCCAAAUUGAUAACAGAAGAAACAGAUUUCCUAGAUGAUCCUGAAGAUGUAUCAAAAAUCCCCACAUUUGGAAACUCCACCACACCAUAUGAAGAAGUACAUGAGUUCUAUGCUUAUUGGAUGGCAUUCUCAACUAACAAAAGUUAUGUAUGGCUGGACCAAUAUGAAAUUUCACAGGGAGACAAUAGGAGAGUUAUAAAACUUAUGGAGAAAGAAAACAAUAAAAUAAGGCAAAAAGCUCGCAAAGAAAGAAAUGAAGAGAUCAGAAGACUUGUAAGCUUCGUCCGCAGGAAGGAUAAAAGAGUUAUAGAGCAUACAAAACUGUUACAGGAAAAAGCAGAGGAAAAUAAAAGAAAGGCUGAACAAGUGAGAAGAGAAAGAAUAAUACAAAGGCAGAAGGAAAUAGAAGAAGCUAAGAAGAAAGAAGGUGAAAGCUCUUUCUUACAAAGCCAAGACUAUCAGAAGAAGUUGAGUGAGAUUGAGUCACUUUUAGCAGAAGAAUUUGGUCUAUCUUCUGACGAUGAUGACACAAUCAGUGAAGGGGGCAUGGAAAGUAGUAAUGAAGAAAGUUCUAAGACUGAAGAGGCGAGUGAAGCAUCAAAGGCAACGGCAAAAUCCUCAAAAUCUAAAUCAGCGAUGAAAAAUCUAUACUGCUCGGCUUGUAACAAACUAUUUAAAAACGUCAAAUCAUUUGAGAACCAUGAGAAGAGUAAGAAACACAAAGAGAAUGUAGCCAAUAUGACAUUUGAUGAUGAAUUAGAGAUAUCAGAUGAGAAUGAGAAUGAAGAUGAUCUUGAUGAACAGGAAAUUGAAACGAAAGAGGAACAAGUAGAUGAUGAUAAAGUAAAUGGUGAUGAUAAGGUGGAGGGAGAAAAUGUAGGAAACUCUACCUCAGAUAUCGAAGACAAUGAUGAUAAUGAUCUGCGAGAGACCUUGAGUGAUGAUUCUGAUAAAGUACAGGCUUUACCCAAGAGUCAUAAAAAGAAAAAGAACAAAAAGAAGUUCAUACCUAUGCCAGAGAGUGAAGGCAAUGACAGUCAUGAUGAGAUGAGUUUUAAUGAAAUAGAAGGACCGUCACGCAGCAGAAAAGCAAAGAAAUUCAAUAUGUUAAAGAGUCAAAUACAAGCUAAGAAAGAAGCUAAUCUGAAGAAAGGGUCCCAGUCACAAACUUCAACAGAAAAUCUGUAUGAAGUAUCUAGUACAACUCCUACAGAUGAUGCCUUAGGUGAAGCAGCCUUACCAAAGGAUAGGCCCGCUUUACCCAAGACACAGAGGAAUAUCAAACCAAAGAAAACAGUAGAACGAAAACCAGUUAGGACCAAAACGAGUGAGACAGAAGAUUCAAGCACAGCAUUAACACUCAGAUGUGCAGUCUGUGAGACAGACUUCCCAUCAAAGAAUAAGCUGUUUGAACACUUAAAGAAGACAGGACACUCAGUACCUCUUCCUCAGACUAGCUUCACACCACAGACUAGGAAAGGUAAAAGAGCCAAUAGGUAAACAUGUGCAAUUUAGAUAGGAUGGAAGUAUUAUCUAAUCAUUGAGAAUCAAUUGAUUUUCUUUAAAAUCUCGUUGUAAAAGUGACUUUAUCAAUCUAUUUAUUAAAAAUUAUGAUCACUGUCAAUAAAGAUAUGCCUAAAUGA